Messenger RNA from Spirometra erinaceieuropaei, 767 nucleotides. NCBI's taxonomy places the organism in Eukaryota, Metazoa, Platyhelminthes, Cestoda, Diphyllobothriidea, Diphyllobothriidae. The record is from the annotation of a GenBank genome assembly.
AUGUCUGGACUGCUCACAAAGCGGAGGAGAUCCAAGGGUACGCGGACUGCAACGAAUGGAAGAACUUCUUCUCCACGAUCAAAGCUGUCUACAGUUCGCCGACCAAAGGCACUGCUCCUCUCCUCAGCGCCGACGGCAGUACCCUCCUGACUGAGAAGACCCAAAUCCUACAGCGAUGGGCCGAGCAUUUCCGAGGCGUCCUCAACCGCCCCUCCGCCAUCUCCGACGCCGCCAUCGAUCGUUUGCCGCACGUGGAGACCAGCGCAGACCUCGACCUCCCGCCAUCUCUCCAAGAAAUCAUCAGGACCGUGCAGCGGCUCUGCAGCGGGAAAGCACCCGGAUCGGACGCAAUCCCUGCUGAGGUCUACAAGCACGGUGGUUCCCAACUAAUGGAUCACCGUACUGCGCUCUUCCAGGAGAUGUGGUGUCAAGGUGAAGUCCCGCAAGAUUUCAAGGACUCAACAAUCGUGCAUCUCCACAAGCGAAAAGGAAACCGUCAACUCUGCGACAAUCACCGUGGCAUCUCCUUGUUGAACAUCGCCGGGAAGAUCUGCGCUCGCAUCCUCCUCAAUCGCCUCAAUAAUCAUCCGGAACAGGGCCUUCUGCCGGAAAGCCAGUGCGGUUUCCGUCGACAUCGUGGGACCACGGACAUCAUCUUUGCUGCCCAUAAACUUCAGGAGAAGUGCCAGGAGAUGCGGACCUACCUGUCCUCUACCUUUGUGGACCUGGUGAAAGCCUUCGACACAGUGGAUAAUGAAGGACUGUGA